Setaria italica (foxtail millet) is the source of this 2218-nucleotide messenger RNA. Its product is annotated as magnesium/proton exchanger 1. Gene Ontology annotation, cellular component: membrane. Lineage: Eukaryota; Viridiplantae; Streptophyta; Magnoliopsida; Poales; Poaceae. The transcript has 9 exons. Gene Ontology annotation, biological process: metal ion transport; transmembrane transport. The coding region runs from base 351 to 1916 and encodes 521 amino acids. The record is from RefSeq and is a predicted model, not a curated record.
AAUGCAAUUUUUUUCUCCCCCCGGUUGCCAACCGAUUCGGUCACGGCCUCGAUCCGCAGUCUUGGGCGAGCUCCUCCUCAAUUCCUUCCCCCACCCCUUUGGGUUUUCCUCCCCAAUCCGCAGCAGAGUCUGUGCGGCGGGGCGGAGAGGAGAGGAGAGCAGAGCAGCGGGGGCGGCGGCGCCGCCGCGCGGAGGAAACGAAAGGCAACCACGCACGCCGGCGGCCUGGUUGCGUGCGCCGCCGUGGUUCGUGGGGGAUCCGGUCGUCGAUUCAACCACUGCAGGGAGUAGCAGCUAGCUAGGAGAAUAUUUUCUCAAGCUCCGGUCUUGGGGCUGCAUCGGUCUUCCUGAUGUCAGGCCCAUCAUCUGCAUGUGAGGGCACCUACCUGCUGUUCCAUGGCGAGACCCUGCUCUCCGGCGGCGUCCGCGCCUCCCUCUACACCGUUGCGCUUGCAUACUGCUUCAUCGGCCUGUCCGCGAUCACCGCUCGGUUCUUCAAAUCCAUGGAGCAGAUCAUGAAGCACUCCCGGGAGGUGGUCAGCGUAGACCCGCACACGAACGCCCCCGUUGUCAAGCAAGAGAAGGUGUGGAACUACACGAUUGCGGACAUCGCCCUCCUAGCUUUCGGCACCAGCUUUCCACAGAUAUCCUUGGCUACAAUCGACGCAAUCCGUAAUCUGGGCCAGCUGACAGCAGGAGGUCUAGGUCCGGGCACUCUCGUGGGUUCUGCUGCAUUUGAUAUGUUCCCAAUCCAUGCUGUCUGUGUGAUUAUGCCAAAGGCGGGCUCUAAGAAAAAGAUCACAGACUUGGGCGUUUGGCUAGUUGAGCUGUUCUGGUCUUUCUGGGCAUACAUUUGGCUGUAUGUUAUCUUAGAGGUCUGGACACCUAAAGUAAUCACCGUCUGGGAGGCCUUGCUGACAGUCUUGCAGUAUGGAUUGCUUCUGCUUCACGCAUAUGCACAAGACAAACGGUGGCCAUAUGUGUCGAUCCCUUUGGUGAGAGGUGACAGACCUGAAGAUUGGGUUCCAGAAGAAGGCGCUUCAGUUGAUUAUGACAACUGUAAUGAAACUAGUGAGAUUCUCCCUGGAAGCUCUGAUAAGGACAUUGCGGAUAUAUUCUCUGGGCAUUCCUACCAUAAUGCAGAGUAUCAUAAAGUCCCUGAAAAUGAUAUGGAGUGCUCAUCAACAAUGAAUAAUUUUGUGAAGAACACACGAGAGGACACGUCCUGGCGUUCUCUAUGGCGGCAACAAUUUGUCGAUGCUUUUAUGUUGGAGAGCCCUGAGUCAAGGAAGAUGGCAUCCGUCUGCCUGAGGCUCAUCAGAAUAUUUUGGAACUUGCUCAUUGCACCCUGGAAACUGUUUUUUGCUUUUGUACCCCCAUAUCACAUCGCACACGGCUGGGUUGCUUUUAUAUGCUCCCUGAUUUUCAUAAGUGGUAUUGCCUAUGGUGUUACUAAGCUUACAGAUCAAAUAAGUUGUGUCACAGGAGUAAGUCCAUAUGUUAUAGCAUUCACAGCACUAGCAGCUGGAACCUCAUGGCCAGAUCUAGUUGCGAGCAAGAUAGCUGCCGAGCGUCAAGUCACCGCAGACUCUGCUAUAGCCAACAUCACUUGCAGUAACUCGGUGAACAUAUAUGUUGGCAUUGGCGUUCCAUGGUUGAUCGACACAGUGUACAACUUCUUUGUCUACCGGGAACCACUGUACAUAGACAAUGCUGCUGGUCUGAGCUUCUCCCUUCUAGUCUUCUUCGCGACUUCGUUUGGCUGCAUCACUGUUUUGGUUCUACGUCGCAUUAUAAUUGGUGCUGAGCUUGGAGGCCCUAGGCUGUGGGCUUGGAUAACAUCAGUGUACUUCAUGAUCCUUUGGAUAGUUUUUGUUGUGUUUUCCUCUCUAAGUUUAUGGAAUUAUAAAACCUGAAAAACAAAGGUAGUGGAUUUUCCUUUUUAAAUUUGAUAGUGUUGGUUUUCAUAUCCGCACACAGAAAACGCUUAUGGCGGCAAAGUAGUGUACUUCAACUAGGGAUUGUGGAUAUAUGUAUUUGAUCCAUGUAAUGAUUAUUUAAGCCAUAUAAUGUAUAUAUAGGAGAGUAUAGUGGAAGUAAUUGUGCUGGAAAGUAAAAAGAAAACAGUUGCACAAUUCUUGAAUCUCAAUUGCAGUGGUGAGUCUUGUAUGAUCACACACCAUGUAAUAUCUGAGGCUUAUGAAGUUGUGUUGCCUUU